AUGAUGAAAAUCACUAUCUUCGCCUUAGCUGCGCUGGCCUGCUCGCUGGCUUUACCUCAAGACGGUCAGACCCAGCAAGCGCCUGUCGAAAUCGUGAAGCAAGACUCCGAAGUGGACGUUAAUGGAUAUAAUUUCGACUUCGAGACGAGUGAUGGCACUUCGAGACAAGAGCAAGGUGAAUACAAGAACGACACUGAGCAGCAAGGCCUUCUGGUUAAGGGAAGCUACAAAUACAUAGCACCAGAUGGUCAGCAUAUUUCUGUGUCUUUCGUAGCUGACAAAAACGGCUACCAACCCACGGAGCAUACUGGAGAUGAGCAACCUGCAGGACAAUAA
Messenger RNA from Pieris macdunnoughi, 336 nucleotides. The record is from the annotation of a GenBank genome assembly. NCBI's taxonomy places the organism in Eukaryota, Metazoa, Arthropoda, Insecta, Lepidoptera, Pieridae.